AUGAAAAAUACAAAAAGUGAUGAUACAACUGGAUCUUCUAAGGCUCGAAUGAUCCGGAUGGAACAAAUGUUAGAAGCUUUAACAGAAACAAUCAGACAACAACAAAGACAACAACCUGUGCUCCCUCUACCACCUCCUGUGCCAGUUGAGUUGGAAAACACUAACAUUAUUUCACUGACCCAAAAGUUCAACAAAAUGAAGCCGCCAAUCUUUCUGGGUGGUAUUAAGCUGUUGAAAGCCGAAACAUGCCUGCUAGAGAUUAAAAAGAUAUUUGAAGUGUUCCCAUGCUCAAAAACGCAGAAAGUUCUUUUGGCCACCUAUACUCUAAAAGAAGAAACUAGACGAUGGUGGAUGCUUAUCCGAGAUGGUAGUGGGACUAUGACGUCGAGCCAAUUUAAGGUAGUAUUCUAUGAGAAAUAUUUCCCCCAAUGUUUUAGAGAUUGUAAAGUGUCAGAAUUUCAAGAACUUAAGCAAGGCAAAAUGUCUGUAGCCAAAUAUGAGGCUAAGUUCACAGAGUUAGCCUGA
This is a messenger RNA of Camellia sinensis, 525 nucleotides long. The record is from RefSeq and is a predicted model, not a curated record. NCBI's taxonomy places the organism in Eukaryota, Viridiplantae, Streptophyta, Magnoliopsida, Ericales, Theaceae.